GAACGUGUGCGCAAAGGAAGGUUCCCUGCCUGCAUUCAGACCAGACCUGUGGCCGUCAUUUUCAACCCCCUGCCAUUUAGGUAGUGGUGACCCUGGAAACGUUCCCUGGGGGCCUCAUAGUAUUUGUGAAGCUGCUGCUUGGCAAGUGACUUUCAGAGGAGGCAUUUUAAGAAGAUUAAGAGCCGCAGGCUUGCAGGGCAGCAGUGUGAUUCCUGCUGUUUUCAGGGCACCAACAGUGUUCCCCUAGAACCCGGGUCGGCAGUAGCGCCGAGACACGGCCCGGACACUAGACGCGGAUGUGACGCCCGGAAGUGCGGAUGGUGGUCUGUCUGGGUCCUCUGUUGAGCUGGCUCAUCUUGGGAUCGCCCAGUCGCUCGAUGGGGCGCGCCGGCAGCCUACAUCCCUGUGUCACCUGCCCGCCUCUCAGCAGCAAGGAACGGAGCUUCAGCACCUCUUCAGUAAUGAUGAUGAAACUGGUAUUAACUGAAUGGCAUUUAUGGAUUUUUAACUCUAAUUCACAGUAAGCCAGAAAGCCAUAUGUUCAAUCCAACCAAAAAUCAUUCUGUUUUGCUGCGUGUCUCAUCCGAUUGUGAGAAGUUUCAAGAUACCUGUUUGUACAAAGAGGAAUAUAAGUGUUACUUGCCGGAGGAGCACAGCUGAAGCAGAAAGCGAAGACGUCUUAAUUUAUCCUUAAAGAUAUAUGAUAGAAUUAUUUAUUUAGAUAGAGUAAAGAGAUAUAUAUAUAUUUUUGGUGGUGAUGAAAAUGGCUCCGCAGAAUGCCGAUGCAGAAUCUAUGCAAGUUCAGGAGCUCCCGGUGCCCCUGCCAGACCUCCAGAAGCCGGGGAGGGCAGAGGCGGAGACGCGGGACGAGACCGUCAGUGAAGGCUCCAUCGACCGCAUCCCCGUGCGCCUGUGGGUGAUGCACGGGGCCGUGAUGUUCGGCAGGGAGUUCUGUUACGCCAUGGAGACGGCGCUGGUCACGCCAGUCCUGUUACAGAUCGGCCUCCCGGAGCAGUACUACAGCCUCACCUGGUUCCUGAGCCCCAUCCUCGGCCUCAUUUUCACGCCCCUCAUCGGCUCUGCGAGCGACCGCUGCACCCUGAGCUGGGGCCGCCGGCGGCCUUUCAUCCUGGCGCUCUGCGUGGGCGUGCUCUUCGGAGUGGCACUGUUCCUCAACGGCUCUGCCAUCGGCCUGGCCCUCGGCGAUGUCCCCACCCGGCAGCCCAUCGGCAUCGUCCUCACUGUGCUGGGGGUGGUGGUCCUGGAUUUCAGCGCUGACGCCACAGAGGGGCCCAUCCGUGCGUACCUGCUGGACGUGGUAGACAGCGAGGAGCAGGAUAUGGCCCUCAACAUCCACGCCUUCUCUGCUGGCCUCGGCGGGGCCAUAGGCUACGUGCUGGGCGGGCUGGACUGGACCCAGACCUUCCUGGGCUCCUGGUUCCGGACGCAGAACCAGGUGCUCUUCUUCUUCGCGGCCAUCAUCUUCACGGUGUCCGUGGCCCUGCACCUGUCCAGCAUCGAGGAGGAGCAGUACAGCCCCCAGCAGGAGCGUGGCGGGGACCCAGCCGGCACGCCAGCCCCUGGCCCCCAUGCCUGCGUGCUGGACGGCGGCGUUCUGUUCCCGGACGAGGUGCAGUCGGAGCAUGAGCUGGCCCUGGACUUCCUGGAUGAGGGCCUGGUGCGCAGCAAGAGCGAUUCAGUGCUGCACGUGCCUGAGGCUGCCCUGGGCCUGGAGCCCGAGCUCUUCCUGCAGGACAUCGAGCCCUCCAUCUUCCACGAUGCCUCCUGCCCCGGCACCCCCCGCAGCACCAGCCAGGAGCACGCCGCCGCCCGGCCACCCCGCCGGCCCCUGCCACUCCGUGCACCUGCCGGCGAGGAUGAGACCCUGCUGGAGGAGUCCCUGAGCGCGGCCAGGCUCCCGAACGGGGGUAGCGCGGGGCUGCGGGACGGCCUGGGCACCUGCACCUACAGCCGGGCCACCCUGAAGGCCCCCGCCACAGCAGGCCCCGCCCGCCGGCGCCGGCAUGUGUUCCGCCGGCAGGCCUCCAGCACCUUCUCCUACUACGGCAAAAUCGGCUCCCACCGCUACCGCCACCGGCGCGCCAACGCCGUGGUGCUCAUCAAGCCCUCACGCAGCAUGAGUGACCUCUACGACCUGCAGGCGCGGCCCCGGCAGCACCGCCGCCGCCACCAGAGCGGGGCCACCACGUCCAGCGGGGACUCAGAGAGCGAGGAGGGCGAGGGCGAGACCACCGUGCGGCUGCUCUGGCUGUCCAUGCUGAAGAUGCCCCCCGAGCUGGUGCGUCUCUGCCUCUGCCACCUGCUCACCUGGUUCUCCGUCAUCGCUGAGGCCGUGUUCUACACUGACUUCAUGGGCCAGGUCAUCUUCGAGGGGGACCCCAAGGCUCCAUCCAACUCAACGGCAUGGCAGGCCUACAGCGCGGGCGUGAAGAUGGGCUGCUGGGGCCUGGUCAUCUACGCAGCCACCGGUGCCACCUGCUCAGCCCUGCUACAGAAGUACCUGGACAGCUACGACCUGAGCAUCAGGGUCGUCUACGUGCUGGGCACGCUGGGCUUCUCCCUGGGCACGGCUGUGAUGGCCAUGUUCGCCAACGUCUACGUGGCCAUGAUCAUGAUCAGCACCAUGGGCGUCGUCUCCAUGAGCAUCUCCUACUGCCCCUAUGCCCUGCUCGGGCAGUACCACGACAUCAGAGAGUACGUGCAUCACAGCCCCGGGACCUCCAAGCGUGGCUUCGGCAUCGACUGCGCCAUCCUGUCCUGCCAGGUCUACAUCUCCCAGAUUCUGGUGGCCUCCGCCCUGGGCAGCGUGGUUGACGCGGUGGGGACCGUGCGUGUCAUCCCCAUGGUGGCCUCCGUGGGCUCUUUCCUGGGCUUCCUGACAGCCGCCUUCCUGGUCAUCUACCCAGAGGUGUCCGAAGAGGCCAAGGAAGAGCAGAAGGGCCUGUCUUCCCAGCCGCUGGGCGAAGGCGCGAGCGGCAGUGCUGAGAAGCCCACGGUGCUGAAGCUGUCCCGGAAGGAGGCCCCGCAGGGGCUCGUCGAGACCGAGUCGAUGGUCUGAGCCGCGCUGCACACACAUUCCAGGGCAGCGGGGAGGCGGGGGUGGCGCCCGGCAGGCCAGCUGCCAUGGCCUUGGCGGCCGUGCGCACCAGAGCCCUUCACCGACCCUGGUGGAGGCUCAGUAGCUGUAGGGUAGGUUUGCGCCAGUAGGUGAAAACACCUCAUUAAUUACUUUUUCCACAAUUAAAAAGAAUCAUUUUUUUUUAAUCGAAAAAAGAUCUUUUAAUUUCAACUCUCUCUUUUGUUCUGCAGGUAUAUUAUUCUGCACGUUUUAAAAUGAUAAACCAAAUUUACCAUAUAGAGAAGUGAUUUAGAAAAAACAAGAUUUUUGCAUUUCUAAAGUUAUAAUUGAAAGCAAAAAAGUAUCUGAUGUAUUUUGCUAUAUCUUAUCUGAAUUCUUCAGAUAACGGUUGUGUAGUCAGUGACUAAAACACUUUUUAUCACAUUUUCCCCUGUGGAUGCCUACAGGUAUUUGGACGUUCUGUCAGAUCUCGUCACAUUUUGUUGGUGCUGCAUCUAUUGGAGAGUAUUUUUCUCUAUGAUUCUUUUAGAAAAAAAAAAUUUUGUCUUUAUUUUCCAAAACUGUGGUUUUCUUGAAGAACACAUCUCCUGCUUUCCUGUUUGACACGUUGUACCUGGGCGCGGGCCGCAGUAGCUGCGAGACCAAAGCUGGGAGGAGGCUGGGCCCCCGGGACACCGGUGGGGAGGCCCGCCGGGCCGGGCCGGACCGCCCGCCGGGGCAGCCCUGGAGCUGGCAGAGCUGUCCCCGCACCCUGCCCAUCGUCUGGUCCGAAGCUCCGGGAGCCGCUGUGACUCUUUCAUUGCACUUUGUCUUUGAACCGUCUGUGGGGGGACCAUGGGGGCAGGGCUCCCGGCGGGGCACUGCCACCCGCGCCCGCCGCCAGGCCCACACACCAGACACUCCGCGCCCGUCUGACCUCUGCGCCUGCUCACCGCAGCCGGCCGCCGGAGUCAGGACCGCCCCGCCGUGAAGAAAGCGGGUCUCGGCCGGGGACGGUCCGCCCCACAGGUUGGCUCAGCGCGGCGUUUCCGGUUUCAGCGCAGAACCAAACUUGCACCCCGGGGAAGCACGGUCUUCACAUGCUGCAGCUGUUUGGAAAUGCUUUUCAAACCACAAUCUCUAAGUAAGCAGUUUCUGCUUUUCUUCUUUGGGACGGUCAGUCUAAGUCCGCUGAUCUCAGGAGAAAGAGGGAGGCCUCCCACACAUCGCCCAGAUAAAGUGAGAGGACUGUAACUCUUCGCUGCCUCAAGUCGAUAUGUUUUUAAAUAAAGUACUUUAAAACGCA
Bubalus bubalis (water buffalo) is the source of this 4385-nucleotide messenger RNA. RefSeq names its product solute carrier family 45 member 4 (gene SLC45A4). Bases 758 to 3079 code for a protein of 773 amino acids. The transcript is spliced from 8 exons. Gene Ontology annotation, molecular function: sucrose:proton symporter activity. Gene Ontology annotation, biological process: transmembrane transport. Lineage: Eukaryota; Metazoa; Chordata; Mammalia; Artiodactyla; Bovidae. Gene Ontology annotation, cellular component: membrane. The record is from RefSeq and is a predicted model, not a curated record.